GGGCGAGCGGCGCGGGCGGCCGGAGCGCGGCAGGCGGAGCGCCAGGCCGGCCAUGGCCACCACCAGCACCACGGGCUCCACCCUGCUGCAGCCCCUCAGCAACGCCGUGCAGCUGCCCAUCGACCAGGUCAACUUUGUCGUGUGCCAGCUCUUCGCCUUGCUAGCAGCCGUUUGGUUUCGAACUUACCUCCAUUCAAGCAAAACUAGCUGUUUUAUAAGACAUGUCGUUGCUACCCUUUUGGGCCUUUAUCUUGCACUUUUUUGCUUUGGAUGGUAUGCCUUACAUUUUCUCGUACAAAGUGGAAUUUCCUACUGUAUCAUGAUCAUCAUAGGAGUGGAGAACAUGCACAAAUAUUGUUUUGUGUUUGCUUUGGGAUACCUCACAGUGUGCCAAAUUACUAGAGUCUAUAUCUUUGAUUAUGGACAAUAUUCUGCUGAUUUUUCGGGCCCAAUGAUGAUAAUUACCCAGAAGAUCACUAGUUUGGCUUAUGAAAUUCAUGAUGGGAUGUUUCGAAAGGAUGAAGAACUGACUGCAUCACAGAGAGGUCUGGCUGUAAGACGCAUGCCAAGCCUCCUGGAGUACUUAAGUUACAACUGUAACUUCAUGGGCAUCCUGGCAGGCCCGCUCUGCUCCUACAAAGACUACAUUACUUUCAUCGAAGGCAGAUCGUACCACAUGACACGGUCAGGCGAAAACGGAAAAGAAGAAAUACAGAACGAGAGAGCAGAGCCAUCUCCAAAUGUUGCAGUUAUUCAGAAGCUCUUAGUCUGUGGACUUUCCUUACUAUUUCACUUGACCAUCUCUAACACCUUACCUGUGGAGUAUAACAUCGAUGAGAAUUUUCAAGCUACCGCUUCAUGGCCAACAAAAGUCAUCUAUCUUUACGUCUCUCUUCUGGCUGCCCGACCCAAAUACUAUUUUGCUUGGACAUUAGCGGAUGCUAUUAAUAAUGCUGCGGGCUUUGGUUUCAGAGGAUAUGAUGAAAAUGGAACGGCUCGUUGGGACUUAAUUUCCAACUUGAGAAUUCAGCAAAUAGAGAUGUCAACAAGUUUCAAGAUGUUUCUUGAUAAUUGGAAUAUUCAGACAGCUCUUUGGCUCAAAAGGGUGUGUUACGAACGAGCCUCCUUGAGUCCAACCAUCCAGACGUUCGUUCUGUCCGCCAUCUGGCACGGGGUUUACCCGGGGUAUUACCUGACGUUUCUCACGGGAGUGGUGAUGACACUGGCAGCACGAGCCAUGAGAAAUAACUUUAGACAUUAUUUCAUCAAACCUCCCCAGCUUAAAUUAUUGUAUGAUGUUAUAACGUGGAUAGUGACUCAAAUAGCAAUAAGUUACACAGUUGUGCCAUUUGUACUUCUAUCUGUAAAACCGUCAUUCAUGUUUUACAGCUCCUGGUAUUACGGCCUGCACAUUGCUGGUAUCUUAGUAUUAUUGUUGUUGCCGGUGAAAAAAACUCAAAGAGGAAAGAAUACACAGGAAAAUGUUCAGCUGGCACGAUCCAAAAAGUUUGAUGAAAGAGAAAAUUCCUUGGGACAGAAUAGUUUUUCCACAACAAACAAUGUUUGCAAUCAGAAUCAAGAAAUAGCCUCUAGACAUUCAUCAUUAAAACAGUGAAGGGGAAAAUAUGCUGACGGCUAUUUUUUCUAUGUUAACAGAAACCACUCUUAGCACCUUUCAAGGGAUUUGUGUUUGUUUGAAAAGAGAUUAAGUGGGGGGACAUCUGACAGAUCUAGGUAGGGAAUUUCCUGUAUAGCAGAUUGGAAACGGAGUGAAUAACCCCUCCCAGGCCAUGUCCCUGUGGGCCACGCCUUAUAUAAAAAUAUUUCCAUUAUUUCAAUGGGCACUCAGGACCUCAGCAUAUGUCCACACGGUCAUAUGUGUGCCCUGUUGCUGAAUGUAUGUUGCGUAUCCCAAGGCACCGAAGAGGUGGACAGGUAAUUGUGUCAAUCUGGAUGAUUGAGAGAAAUUAACUUUUCCAAAUGAAUGUCUUGCCUUAAACCCUCUAUUUCCUGAAAUAUCGUUCCUAAAUGGUAUUUUCAAGUGUAAUAUUGUGAGAACACUGUUUCAAUAUUUGAUGUUAUAUGCUGUAAAGGAAUUCUGGAGGAAUUUUGAAACAGGAUAUUUAAGAUGUGGAUACUUUAAAAAUGCAAUAAACAUCUCAGUAUUGGAAGGGUUUUCUUAAAGUAUCUCAGAUGACUACAGUAUGUAGCGAAACCGCAAACAGGACCGGAUGCCAAAUUAUACGUAGCUUAUUUUCCUGGAGAAUUUAAUUACUUUGUGUCAGUCAGAGCCCGUCAAGGAAGAAUUUCUUCAACACAAUUAAAGGUGGGUAAUGGGAUAUUUUAAGUUUAUUUUCUUAAAAAAAAAAAAAAAGGCAAGAGAAGAUGACAAGGGAAGGAAGGAAGGCAUGAAUGAAGGAGGCCCCACGAGGACUGGCGUAGAGCCUGCUGGGAUGGGGCACAGGUGCACCGUGUAGGUACCACGUGCUCCGCAGACGUGCUUUUCACCUUUACUUAUCUGAGUUCUUUGUGAUUAUGUAAGACAUCGAAAUGUAAUAACUUUUUAAUGUGGUGGACUUUGAAAUGAAAUUUAUCAAGCAUAAAUUAUAUAGGAUUGUUAGAGGGAUCCUGAAAACAAUAGUGGUGGAUUGUGUGAGGGUUAUGGAAGAGAAAUCACUGAGUAAGGUGACUGUCUAGUCACUUUCUUAUCCUUAACAGCUUACUUCCUAUUUGGGAAAGUUUUAGGGAGAUGAAAGCUUAAAGUUGUGGGGUCUGGCCCACAUUUUUAGAAAAUAAAAUAAAUCAGUUUCCAGACUCUUAAAUUCUUACAUUAAAAUGUUGCUCUUCGCUCUUUUUAAUGAGUUUUAGGUUCUGUAAGUAGAAGAGUAUGCUUUUAUCUUACAGGCCAUUUUCCCCAUAAUUGAUCUCACCUUGAAUUACUAGAUGUCUCCUUUAAUGCCACAGUCUGGUGACGGGCGUGGUAAGCUGAAAGCAGAGGAGGGGACUGCGAGACCAUCCUGGAGUGUAGGGCUUCGGCUACAGAUAGUGAAUCACGGGAUCAUGGGGUUUGAGAGAAGAGCAGGGGACACGGGCCUUCUGACUUCACCUUUAUUUGACCAGUCUUUGAUUUGACUUCACCUUUAUUUGGCCAGUUCAUUUCCUUUCUGCCUUACAUUUUUAAUGCAAUGCAAAUUGGUUAGGUGUGGUGUGUGUUUUAUUUUUGUCGUUAGUAAGUUUGUAAGUGAAGUUAAAGCAGAACCCCUAUCUGGCUUGAGCUGCGCAGUAUUUCAUUUAAAGAGAAACAGCAAGCGUCCUUGGAACUGGUGAGGUCUCAGUCAGCAAAAACAUCAGCGUAUCUUUUUAGAACUUUAGAAAUAUCCUGGUCUUUGUUUAUAGCAAAUGUGGUUGUUUUUCUAAAGGUAAGAUUUUUCCACCUGCUGAGGUCAGCCAUACCCUGCUACUUACUUCCCAGGAAAGGACAGAUAGCUAAAUAAAUUUUCUCUGUUUUCCCAUGCAUUGAAAUUAAGCUAGCUGUGUCACGUGAGACGAUGGAAAAGAAUAAUCAUGGAAAAUAUCUGCCCCCGAAAGGUCUCCUUAGUUUAAUUACUGCUGCAGAGAAUCUGAUCACUAUUUUUCAAAAGUAAACAAAUUCAGGGUUUAAAGGACAAGUCUAGGCAUGUCAUAAAUGAAAAUAAGAGAGCUUAAUAAAACUUUUUUUCAGCCCACCUCCAGCCAUUAAUAAAUAAUAACUGUUUAUUUUUAUCACCUAUGUCAUUUCUCUGCCUGUAAACCUAAAAUCAUUGUUACCUGUUUCUUGUUCAAUGAAUGUCCUCAUGGUGUUGCCAUCCAGGAAGCAAGAUGAUUGAAUACUUUUCCAAUUACUUUGAAGAUGAUACAUUAUCUAUACAGAUUGACUGAUUUUCAUCCCUUUGGAUCAACUAGUUUUUUGGUUUUUGUAUGAAAUGGUUUUAGGAUAGCUUUUCUCUAAUUUUGUAGAAAUUCUCAUAAGUAUGUAAUCUAGAAAAACUAAAGAAAUCUAAUUCUCGACUUUUCUUCUCAAGAAGAAACACUUUGUGCUGUGUGAAAUGACUGUAUCUACUUGGAGUGUUGUAAGGAUUAAUACUUCUACUUGAAGUGGAAACUGGUAUAUCUCUACUACUGUUAAGUAUAAAGGGAUUCAUUGUACUAUGUGCUUGCUUCUUUUUUAAUCAACACAGUAAGAUUCAGUCCAUAUUUAUAUUAUUUCUCCACUCUUCAGUUGUCAUGAAACUACUCCAGAGAUGAUCGGUGAACAUCAUUAUUAUACUACUCAGGGAAAAAAAAAAAAAGGGGAACAAAAACAUUAUUCUUCCCUCAAUUUCAUUUUCUUGAAACAGUAACAGUUAAUUUGAUGUAUCUCAGUGAUCACCAUUUUACAAGUAGCUUACUCUCAGUUUUAAAAAUGAGCAUUUUUAUUGGAACUCAGGGUAAUUGGAGAAAUGUAUGCAGCUUCUAAAACAUCCAGCAUAGUAGAGAAGGUUUUCUUUGGCUUCAACAAUGUCCAGCCACCACUUUCGCCACCACCAUACUUUUGGUUAAGAAGUGUUUGUGUUAUUGACCCCUGCCGUGUGUGACAGGCAUAUGCAGGAUUUCCAUAGAUAACAGUUUUCAGGAAACUUUGCAGUACAAAGAGUGGUUCUUUUUUAAAGAGUGAAGGUAACGCACAUGGAAACACUGAUUGUCCUGGGAGAUCUGUUCAUCUGGCUCUGUUAUUAAGGAACCUUAGGAUCUGGGCAAGUUGCCUGUCCUCUGGAUCAGAGUUUCUUAAUAAGAAAUUAAAGGAUCAGUUCUAAAAGUUUAUGACCAGUCGAUUUGUAAUGAAUGGAAGCCAUUAGCAAGAUGUGUAGGAGUCACGGACAAAGGCAGAUUCACAAUCAGAACUAUUGUCAUGGUCAUUUACUUUUAUUACUUGAGCAGCUCCAAGCCCAGACUUUUCAAAAGGUUUUCUUGGCAACCGAGGAAAAUCUUUCAAUCCCUUAAAUCAGAAGGCGUGGCAGCAUAACCUUUCUACUGAAUAUAGCCCUUCACAUGAAUCCUUGAUCAUGAAAUAGUCUCUAGUGAAGGAAACAGAUCUUCCUUUUGCUUUCUCUGCUUGUUUGUUCAUUUGUGCCGUGUGAAAUUGAAGGUGAUCUGUCCUAGAAUGUGUCAGUGCAGCCCACCAAGUUUACUGGACAGGGUUUACCACUUUAAACUACAGAAGACAUGUUAAAACUCGGCCGUGAAAAUAAUGACAAAAUUUAUACUUUUAUUCAAGGACUAGAUUGUGUUUAGGACAAAAAAAGUCUUUCCUAUUUAAAAUUCAUGCCCUGUAAAUUUUAGUUUGUAUAUUCACAAUCCACUUGGGCACUUAACACUUUUUUGUUUCCUUAUUAUAAACUUCAAAAUCAUUACUUACUUGAUGUUAAGGGUUCUCCGUUAAAACUGAAAGAAAAAAUUACUUGAGAGAAUAGUUGUUUCAGAAUGGUGCCUGCUGUUGCGUCAAUGGAGGACUUGUCCGGAGUUUUACAUCUAAACCGGUAUUUGAUGGAGUUUCGUUCACCCACUGGUGGUCUAUCCUGGCUGAAAUUGAGUACAUCAGAUUUCACAUAGGUGCGGAAUUCUAUGUAACACUGUGAAAUGUAAUCUUAACUGCCCUCAAGUACCUUAUUAAACUCUUCCUCUGAACCAAGUGUACAUUUAA
Molecule: messenger RNA, 5719 nt
Organism: Herpailurus yagouaroundi (jaguarundi)
Lineage: Eukaryota; Metazoa; Chordata; Mammalia; Carnivora; Felidae
Gene: MBOAT2
Product: membrane bound glycerophospholipid O-acyltransferase 2
Exons: 13
Coding region: 53-1615 (520 amino acids)
Biological process (GO): lipid modification
Cellular component (GO): membrane
Molecular function (GO): acyltransferase activity
Source: RefSeq, a predicted model, not a curated record